UAAAGGAAUUAUAUAUUAAUAUAUUUAUUAAAUUGGUGGGAAGGAACAAAUAAAAAAGAAUUAGUGAAGGAUAGGGAGACUAAACAAAAACAGGAAUAUCAGAACUUGUUUUUGAAAAAAACAAGGUUUGGCUUCGGGACCACGCAGUCUGCUAAAGCUGAAGUCGCAAGAAAGAACCUUCAACACUCCAAAGCAAAGAAAACAAUGGCGAUUUCGUCGAAGCAAAUUAGCUUCUCCUUCUUCUGAGCUUUUGGACAUCAAUUUUGUGUCUCCUCUCUUCCAUAUAUGAAGAAAGAAGACAAAAUGUUGGUGGCUGAGGCUCGAGAUUAAUUGGGUUGUGUACAUUUUAAUGAAAGUUCAUCAUCACAGACAAGUUGAAUCAGUAAAAAACCGAGCUGAGCCAAGAUGUUAUAAUUUGAUGAGGAUUCAUCAAUGAUAAGUAGAAAUUCAGUUUUCUUGGCAGAAGAUUUUGGAGUUCGUUUGUUGUAAACAUCUGCUGCACAGUUUUUGCAAUGUCUUUGCUGUCUAAACUACGCUGUAUCACUCUUGAUGUUACUGGUACACUAAUAGCUUACAAAGGGGAGCUCGGUGACUACUAUUGCAUGGCAGCAAAAUCUGUUGGACUACCUUGCCCUGAUUAUAAGCGUGUGCAUGAGGGCUUCAAAUAUGCUUACACGGAAAUGGCGAGAGAAUAUCCUUGUUUUGGGCAUGCAGCUAAGAUGCCUAACAUUGUCUGGUGGAAGACAUGUGUGAGAAAUUCCUUUGUCGGGGCUGGAUAUGAUUACGACGAAGAGACAUUUGAAAAGGUGUUUCGACGCAUAUAUGCGUCCUUUGGGUCAUCAGCUCCUUACAGUGUCUUCCCGGACUCCCGGCCAUUUCUGAGUUGGUUACGUGAAAAAGGUCUUACAGUUGGCCUCAUUAGCAAUGCUGAAUACCGUUACAAGGACGUUAUUCUUCCUGCCUUAGGCUUGAAUCAGGGAUCCGAGUGGGACUUUGGAGUGUUCUCCGGCCUUGAAGGUAUCGAGAAACCAGACCCAAAAAUUUAUCAAAUUGCAAUUGAGAGGGCUGGAAAUGUUGCACCGGAAGAAGUUCUGCAUAUCGGUGACAGUAUGCGCAAAGAUUACGUGCCAGCAAAGAGUGUUGGAAUGCAUGCAUUGCUACUGGACAGAUUUAAGACUCCUGAUGCCAAGGAGUGGAUAAAAUCUGGUGCAAUUGUACUUCCUGACUUGGUGGCAGUACAGGAAAUGCUUAGUUCAGACAAGUUGACAACAGACUUAUAGACAUCGCUUUGCUGAAGAUGCUGAUAUUUGUGUAAUUCUCUCUUCCACUACCUGUGUCGCCCACCUUUGAUAUGCAAUAUAUGAUGAAACUUUGGCAGAUUCAAGUGUU
This is a messenger RNA of Tripterygium wilfordii, 1389 nucleotides long. RefSeq names its product haloacid dehalogenase-like hydrolase domain-containing protein 3. The record is from RefSeq and is a predicted model, not a curated record. NCBI's taxonomy places the organism in Eukaryota, Viridiplantae, Streptophyta, Magnoliopsida, Celastrales, Celastraceae. The coding region runs from base 513 to 1280 and encodes 255 amino acids. The transcript is spliced from 6 exons.